UUGGUUACCUUAUCUUAACUUUCUGGGUUUCUUUCAUAGAUAUUGGAGUCAACAGAUCAGAAGAGAGAAAGCUUUCAAAUUACAACACGUUAGAGAAGAUGACAGAAGAAUCAAUUUCAAAUGGUUUUGUCCCAAAUUCUAUACCUGGAUCAAAUCCUCCUGUUGCAAAGAAGAAAAGAAACCUACCAGGAACACCAGAUCCUGAAGCUGAAGUUAUAGCCUUGUCCCCAAAGACUCUGAUGGCAACAAACAGAUUCUUGUGUGAAAUAUGCGGUAAGGGUUUCCAAAGAGAUCAAAACCUUCAACUUCAUCGCCGAGGCCAUAACCUUCCGUGGAAGCUGAAGCAAAGGACUACAAAAGAAGCUAGAAAACGAGUCUAUGUGUGCCCUGAAAAGACCUGCGUGCAUCACCAUCCUUCAAGGGCUCUCGGGGACCUAACCGGCAUAAAGAAACACUUUUGUCGGAAGCAUGGAGAGAAGAAGUGGAAGUGUGAGAAGUGCUCAAAGCGAUAUGCUGUGCAGUCAGAUUGGAAAGCACACUCAAAAACCUGCGGCACCAGGGAAUACAAAUGCGACUGUGGUACUGUAUUUUCAAGAAGAGAUAGCUUCAUCACGCAUAGGGCCUUCUGUGAUGCCUUGGCCGAGGAAGCCGCCAGAGUAAAUGCAGCUUCCAGCAUGCACAGCUUGGCCCCCAGCAGUAUCAGUUACCAUCUUUUGGGGAAUCCACUAGGGCCGGGCAUGGCACAACAUUUUUCCUCUAUUUUCAAACCAAUUUCAAGCAAUGAUGAAACAGUAGAUCAAACUAGACGUGGACUUUCCUUAUGGAUGGGCCAAGCAUCUCAAAGCCAUGAUUCAAUUGCCAAAAGUCUCCAAGAGAUUCAUCAAUUUGGUUCUGUGAAUUCGGGAUCAAUAUACAGUGAUCCUCUAGUUUCAACUUCGAAUCCUCUUGCAUGUGAUUAUCAAUUAAAUUGGGUUUUUGGAAAUAAGGUCUCAUCCGGUAAUGCUGAAGAGCUAACAAGCACUUCUCUUCCUUUGAACAAUGUCAAGGAAAAUGGACCUCAGCUUGUGAGUGUUCCUUCAUUAUUUAGCACCCAAAACCACUCUCAUCAAACACCAUCUGCAAAUAUGUCUGCCACUGCUUUAUUGCAGAAAGCCGCCCAAAUUGGUGCAACUUCUACUGACACAUCAUUCCUAGGAAGCUUCGGAACGAAUUGUAGCAACAGCCAAAUUCAAGAUGGGAACAAGUAUAGUGGUCUGUAUGGUUCAAACACACCACCAACUACUCUUGGAAGUGAUUUAGAAAAUUCAGCAAAUGAUAUUUCCACUUUGAAUCAAUUGCAAAUGUACUCUGCAAAACGCCGGCACACGCAGAAUGAAGAUAGUACUGGCGGACAAACAAGAGAUUUUUUGGGUGUCGGAGUACAGGCCAUCUGUCGCCCGUCUUCAAUCAAUGGAUGGAUAUGAUACGGCAUGGGAAAUUUCAAGAGUUUGCAUCUUUUUUUUUUUUUUUGAUGGAAAGCUUGGCUGAUAAUAAAAGUGGAGCUGUAUGUGGAGUCAGAGAGAAGGAAAGGGAGAGACACAAUUUAGUAUUUGGAGACUCUGCAGGGAAGAAA
Durio zibethinus is the source of this 1612-nucleotide messenger RNA. Its product is annotated as zinc finger protein MAGPIE-like. Gene Ontology annotation, cellular component: nucleus. NCBI's taxonomy places the organism in Eukaryota, Viridiplantae, Streptophyta, Magnoliopsida, Malvales, Malvaceae. Gene Ontology annotation, molecular function: DNA-binding transcription factor activity. The record is from RefSeq and is a predicted model, not a curated record.